Molecule: messenger RNA, 3637 nt
Organism: Spinacia oleracea (spinach)
Lineage: Eukaryota; Viridiplantae; Streptophyta; Magnoliopsida; Caryophyllales; Amaranthaceae
Product: protein MEI2-like 5
Exons: 13
Coding region: 477-3047 (856 amino acids)
Molecular function (GO): RNA binding
Source: RefSeq, a predicted model, not a curated record
AUCAUUCUUCUCUCUACACUUUCUCUCUUAAACUCCCGUUUCUCGCUCUCUCCUGUCCUCCUCCAAUCAUACAUCACAACCAACACUUAUGAAAUUCAUUUUCAACUCAAACAUAGAAUUCUAGUGAGAGAAGCAAUCGUAAGAUAAUUAUACAAGAGUUUACUCCAAUUUUUACCCCCUAAAUAAUCCAAAUUGUUUUUAAAAACCCCCCAUCAAAUUCUCUUUCUUCACGUCUCUUUUUCUUCUUCUCGAUAAAGAUCAGUUUUUUUUUUUAAUUUUCAUUUCCGGGUUCUUUUGGGUCUUAUUUGGCUCGUGGGUUAAUUUUUUAUAUAUGCAUGUAAUUGCUCUGCAACUAUCUCGAAUUUCCCGUCGUUAUUUCCCUCGUCGUCGCUGUCGCCGUGGUUUCUUACUGAGUUCACAAGGUCCGACCCCGUUGACCCGUUUUAGGUUCUUUUUAAAUGGUAAAGAUUACUUAGAUGGGUCAGCCUGAAGAUUCCAUUUUAGGCUCUUGGAAUAUUCCUUUAGCAGGUAAACCCAAAGAAAUGGGAACUGUUCCAUGGAAUAUUCGGCGCAGCUCUGUGUAUCAUACCUCUAGUGACGCUUCCUUAUUUUCCAGCUCAUUGCCUGUUCUUCCUCAUGAAAAGUUAAGCAUUAAUGAUUCUAUGAAAGGUCGGCAAGCUGUUGAUGAUGCUGCAGCAACUUUGAAUAAAGUGGACCUAGAUGUUGAGGGAACUGACUCACUUGAUGAUGAUAUUGUAAACCAUACCAUGGAUUUUGUGCUACCUGGUGAAGAUGCUCUUUUUGCUGAUCUUGCGAAUGAUUAUGAUUUUACUUCACUGGCUAGCCAGGUAGAUGAUUUGGAGGAGGGUGAUUUUUUUGGUAACUUGGGAGGGAUGGAGUUGGAGAAUGAUGUGCAGGAUAGCUUGAGCUUAGACAUGGCCAAGUUCAGCAUCUCUGAUGGCAUGACUGGUAAUGGAAUGAUUCAAUUUGGCCCUCCAAACGCGGGAACAAUUGCUGGAGAACAUCCAUAUGGGGAGCACCCUUCCCGAACUUUGUUUGUCCGGAAUAUUAAUAGCAACGUUGAGGAUUCUGAAUUAAGAACUCUUUUCGAGCAAUAUGGUGAUAUCCGAACUCUGUAUACAGCGUGCAAACACAGAGGCUUUGUAAUGAUAUCUUACUAUGACAUUCGUGAUGCACGAUCAGCUAUGCGAGCAUUACAAAAUAAGCCAUUGCGUCGGAGGAAACUCGACAUACACUUUUCCAUUCCCAAGGAUAAUCCAUCUGAGAAGGAUAUCAAUCAGGGAACACUAGUGGUCUUUAAUCUGGACCCAUCAGUUUCAAAUGAGGAACUGCGUCUAAUAUUUGGUGCUUAUGGAGAGGUCAAAGAGAUAAGGGAGACACCUCAUAAGAAGCACCAUAAAUUCAUUGAGUUUUAUGAUGUCAGAGCUGCUGAAGCAGCACUCAGGGCAUUGAAUAGGAGUGACAUAGCUGGAAAACGCAUAAAGCUUGAACCCAGCCGUCCUGGUGGGACACGUCGGAACAGCUUGAUGUUGCAAUUGAAUCAAGAGCUUGACCAUGAGGAAUCUCGAUUCCGGCAUAAUGUUGGUUCCCCGAUAACCAACUCCCCACCUGGUAGUUGGUUGCAGCAGUUAGGCAGUCCUGUUCAACAUAAUGCAGUCCACGCUUUUAGCAGAUCCCCUGGAUAUAGGACAAUGAGCCCUACAACCAGUAACCAACUUCCUGGAUUGGCAUCGUUACUGCACUCUCAAGCAUCUGGCUCACCAAAACUUGCACCGAUUGGCAAGGACUUUGGCAGGGGAAACCAUGUUGAGCAAAUGCUUGCCAAUAAUUCUGAGCAGAGAGCCAAUCUACACUCUCCCCAUUCAUUUCCAGAGCUGAAGUUAGGUGGUCAGUUAUCUGGCUCUAUGUCAUCUUUUGGUGCAUCAACUUCAAAUGGAUCGGCUAUUGAGACACUAUCUGGGCCCCAGUUUCUUUGGGGAAGUCCCACCACUUUUUCAGAAAAUGCAAAGUCAACUGCCUGGGCAGCUCACUCGAUGGGGAAUCCCCUUAUAUCUAACGGACUUCGGCAUGGGUUUCCGUAUUCUACUCGACAUGGCCCCUAUGUCAGCUCAGUCCAGCAUCAUCAGCAGCAUGUUGGCUCUGCUCCUUCUGGCAUACAUCAUCUCGAAAGGCACUUUGGCUUUUUUCCGGAAUCACCUGAGACAUCAUAUAUGAACCCAAAUGGUUUUGGGGGCAUAAGUCGAGCUCCUAGCAACGGUAGUUACAUGAUGAAUGUCGGUCCUCGGUCUGCAAUGCAUGCUGGUAUUGCGGGAAACAUGUCUGAAAACAAUUCCCCCAGUUUUAGAAUGAUGUCUUCUCCCAGGCUUAGUCCAGUAUUCCUUGGUAAUGGUCCAUAUCCUGGGCAAGCAGCUGGCAUAGACUCCGAGCGCACCCGUAGUCGACGGGUUGAAAAUAAUACAAAUCAGGUUGAAUGUAAAAAGCAAUUUCAAUUAGACUUGGAGAAGAUUGCCAUGGGUGGAGAUCCCAGGACAACGUUGAUGAUAAAAAAUAUCCCCAACAAGUAUACCUCAAAGAUGUUGCUAGCUGCUAUUGAUGAAAAUCACAAAGGCACUUACGAUUUUCUUUAUUUGCCUAUAGAUUUCAAGAACAAGUGCAAUGUUGGUUACGCUUUCAUCAACAUGCUGUCUCCAUUACACAUUAUCCCGUUCUAUGAGGCAUUUAAUGGGAAGAAGUGGGAAAAGUUCAAUAGUGAGAAAGUAGCUUCUUUGGCUUAUGCUCGCAUUCAGGGAAGGACAGCCCUUAUUGCUCACUUCCAGAACUCCAGCUUGAUGAAUGAAGAUAAGCGUUGUCGGCCAAUUUUAUUCCAUUCAGAGGGUGAUGAUGCUGGUGAGCAGAUCAUACAGGAGCAUCUGCCUUCAACUAGUUUUAACUUCCAGAUGCACCAGCCAAAUGGGUCUGAGUCAGGCGAAUUUUCAGCAAACACCGGAAAAUAUGGUCUAGAAGAGGAAUCAGAUCAGCUUUUGUAGUAGCAGAUACAUACGCUCAGCAUAACUACACUGGAGGCUGGCUAAUCUGUGCUAACUUUCUCGUAUAUAUAAUGUUCAAGUGUACAAAUUAGGACAAAAGAAGGUUACUCCUAAAAGAUUUGGACUUGGAGUAGUAUUAUAUUUGGGAUCCGGACUCGUCUCUUUUUGUUUGAAAGCUCUGGAGCCAUCAGCUGGAAGAUGAUAUGCGGGGUCAAAGGUUGAGCACCUGCAAGUUCUUUUUUUUUUUUUUUUUUUUUUUUUUUUGUUUUUGUUGUGAAAAAAAAGUCUCAGCCCUGAGUGCCCUGAAGUUGUGAAUAGUUUUUCCCCUGCUUUGUUUUUUCAAAAAAGGGGUCCUUUAAAUUUUUUGCGAUUUCUGAGUCGGAUCAAAUUGUGCAUAAAUGGUAUCCGUUACUCGGUCGGUCUUAUGUUAUGGUUCAAGUGUAUUACCCUUUUGAGGAUUGGGUUGGCAACGGGUAUUUACUAGCCUUUUGAGGAUUGGGUUGGCAACGGGUAUUUACUAGCCUUGUACAGUGGGGAAGGACCAUUGUCAUGUAACUCGGCAACUAAUAUAUAAAUUUAUAUUUAUUUUA